AAAUUUUAAUUUAAAUUAUAAAAAUAGUGAUAACAUGAAAAACAAAAUAUAAAAAAGAGUUAAAAAAAAUUAUAUUUUUUUUUUUAAUUUCUAAAAAGUUCUCAAUAAAAAAGUAAAACAUUAAAAAAAUAUUUAUAAAUCUAACCAUUUUUUUAACCAAAAAUGGAGCGUUGGCACAAUCGCGUUGCCGUCGUCACCGGCGCCAGUUCCGGCAUCGGUGCGGCCAUUGUGAAAUAUCUCGCAAACAACGGUAUGAUCGUAGUUGGACUCGCACGACGCGUGGAACGCAUUGAGGCGUUGCGUAACGCAGUGGCGGCUGAGGCGCGCAAACGCAUACACGCCAUCGGCUGCAAUAUCUGCAAUGAGCAUGAAGUGAUUGCCGCAUUUAAAGAAAUCGCCAGCAAAUAUGGCCCCGUAGCGGUUUUGGUCAACAAUGCGGGCAUUGUGCGCAAUAGUACGCUGUUGGCCGACGGCAAUACACAGGAUAUACGAGACAUAAUUGAAACCAAUAUCUUAGGCGUGGUGUAUGCCACACGUGAGGCAUUCCGCGCGAUGAAGGCGCACGGCGGCGAUGGACAUGUCUUUCUAAUGAACAGUAUAGCCGGACAUCAAGUGCCGAUUUUAGGCAAGAUUUCAAUGAGUAUCUAUGCGCCGACAAAGCAUGCUGUAACGGCAUUAACCGAAGUUUAUCGGCAAGAGUUCAACAAUGAGCGUAGUAAAGUGAAAAUUACGAGCUUAAGUCCCGGCUUUGUUGAAACCGAAAUUGUAACGCCGCAUAUGCGUGAUAGCCUCAAGGAUUUCUCACGCCUGCAUGCAGAUGAUGUUGCCGAUGCGUUGAUUUAUUGCCUACAAACACCGCCGCAUGUGCAGAUUCAUGAGCUAACGAUUAAGCCACUCGGCGAGUUAUUUUAAUUGGCGCAAUUAAGUGAUUAUCUAAUAAAAAAUUCCAAAGUAGAUGUAAACUUAAUUGUAUGCCGUUUAAUUGAUGUUACCACUUAAUUCAAAAACUACUACGUUUACAAAAAUACAGCGAAUAAUUAUAAUAAAAAAACUAUGCAUAUUUUAAAUAUAACAUAGAAAUUGUCUCAUCAAAAAAAAAAAUAAUAAAAAAUCUGGCAACUCUUAUUGGCACAAAAAAUAAAAAAGCACUUAAGAAUCCUUAAAAGCAACGUUGUAAAAAUAGCAUAAGAAAUUGUCUCAUAAAAAAAUAAACAUUAAAAAAUAAAAAAAAUCUGGCAACUCUUAUUGGCACAAAAAAAAAGCACUAAAGAAUCCUUAAAAGCAACGUUGUAAAAAUAGCAUAAGAAAUUGUCUCAUAAAAAAAUAAACAUUAAAAAAUAAAAAAAUCUGGCAACUCUUAUUGAAAUGAAACAGUAAAAAACACUUAAGAAUUUCAAACACUAACUACUCGAGCUAUCUGUUUCUUUUAUUAAAAGUGUGGAGCAACAGUUUGGAUAGAAAACCAGCGCCGGUUCUCAUAUAAAAAAUUUGUAUUCCUGGAAUAAACUUUCGUUGUUCACUUUUUUGUAUUUUUUAUUUAUUUCAUGACUUUCUUUAAAUAAAUAUUUUUUGAAAUAUGGGCAACCUCCUUUGAA
Molecule: messenger RNA, 1595 nt
Organism: Zeugodacus cucurbitae (melon fly)
Lineage: Eukaryota; Metazoa; Arthropoda; Insecta; Diptera; Tephritidae
Product: farnesol dehydrogenase
Exons: 3
Coding region: 163-912 (249 amino acids)
Source: RefSeq, a predicted model, not a curated record